CAAGCCAAGAAGCCCAACCAACCCGCGCCGCGCCGCGCCGCGCCCCGCUUGCGCAAGAACUCGGGAGAAAACGAGAGGCUCGUGCUCGUGCGUGCAACAAACGGGGCCGUCCGUCCUGUCGCCUUCGUCUUCCUUGGUUUCGCCGCCGCCACCCCGGCGAUCUCCGUCGGCCCGCCCGCCCGCCCGCCCGCCGCCACCGCGGAUCUCUCCAGGGAGGAGCGGGCUCGGUUUCACCGACCAGCCGGAGCUAUAAGGCUCGCCCCCCUUCGGCCCCCCGUCGAGUCGCGGAGGUUACCGGUUCUGUUCUCCGAUUCCUUGCCUCCCAGGAUGGCCGCGUCCACAUCCCAGCAUGCGCUUGUAUCCGUCAAGUCGCUGUGUGCCGGUGCCAACUUUGGUCUUGAAAAGAGAACCAGCCAAGUGCGUUUUGUUUCAGUAGGACAGUGCCGCCCAGGCACCCGGAAAUUGGGUCUGGUUUGCUCUUCAAACUCGCAGUCUUCGGUCAUGGAGCCGGCUCAGCUACCGUUGAGUCCCCAGAGCGGAAGCUCCCCAAAGAAAUCAAGUGAGAGCGCACUCAUAUUGAUUCGGCAUGGUGAAUCGUUGUGGAAUGAGAAGAAUCUAUUUACUGGUUGUGUUGAUGUGCCCCUUACCCCAAAGGGUGUCGAUGAGGCAAUUGAGGCGGGUAAAAGGAUAUGUAAUAUCCCAGUUGAUGUGAUAUACACCUCGUCACUUAUUCGUGCUCAGAUGACCGCUAUGCUUGCCAUGAUGCAGCAUCGUCGUAAGAAGGUUCCAAUUGUUGUGCAUAAUGAGAGCGAACAAGCUCAUAGGUGGAGCCAGAUAUACAGUGAAGAGACAAAGAAGCAAUCAAUUCCUGUUGUAACAGCUUGGCAGCUGAAUGAACGAAUGUAUGGGGAACUGCAAGGCCUUAACAAGCAAGAAACUGCUGAUCGUUUUGGCAAGGAACAAGUUCAUGAAUGGCGUCGCAGUUAUGACAUUCCUCCCCCAAAUGGCGAGAGUCUGGAGAUGUGUGCAGAGAGAGCAGUUGCUUAUUUUAAAGAUCAAAUUGUACCUCAGCUUGUGGCAGGAAAACAUGUGAUGAUUGCUGCCCAUGGGAAUUCACUUCGUUCAAUCAUAAUGCACUUGGACAAGUUGACUUCUCAAGAGGUAAUCAGCCUUGAACUGUCCACUGGCAUUCCUAUGCUGUAUAUAUUUAAGAAAGGGAAAUUUAUCAGACGUGGGAGUCCGUCAGGACCCUCUGAGGCAGGUGUCUAUGCUUACACCAGGAGCUUGGCUCAGUACAGACAGAAGCUCGACAACAUGUUUCAGUAACCAUCUGUAAGCUCUGUUUUCACCAGCAUCUGAGGAAUUUUCAUCCGUCGAACAUACAUUCUCUCCCAUCCGCCACAAGUGGUUAAGCGUACUAUUCAGUAUCGGCUGCACCUUGUAGCAUCCUUUCUUCUUAUUUGUUCCGUUUGAAACCAUGCAACAUGUAACAUGAAAUUCUAGAGACUUUAGGGACAAAUUAGGUGAUGACCUAGAAGAUACAAACGGGGAUGAUUUUACAUCGCCAUUCAUAAGAUGGAGGUUAUUUACACUAGUGCGAUAACAGAAAUUUGUAAUGGAUUAUAUACUGGAGAAGUUGUGAGCUAUUCUGCCUUUUUUACUUCUGGCGAACGAAUUCAAGUUGAACCUUCUCUUCAACAAUUGUUUAUUCAUUCCAAUAAGGGAUUUGCUCCGGUCCAAUAAAAAGUACCUCUAGA
Molecule: messenger RNA, 1757 nt
Organism: Oryza brachyantha (malo sina)
Lineage: Eukaryota; Viridiplantae; Streptophyta; Magnoliopsida; Poales; Poaceae
Product: 2,3-bisphosphoglycerate-dependent phosphoglycerate mutase 1-like
Exons: 9
Coding region: 328-1326 (332 amino acids)
Biological process (GO): glycolytic process
Molecular function (GO): intramolecular phosphotransferase activity
Source: RefSeq, a predicted model, not a curated record